This is a messenger RNA of Ostrinia nubilalis (European corn borer), 4785 nucleotides long. It is a transcript of the gene Iml1, whose product is annotated as GATOR complex protein Iml1. NCBI's taxonomy places the organism in Eukaryota, Metazoa, Arthropoda, Insecta, Lepidoptera, Crambidae. Gene Ontology annotation, cellular component: GATOR1 complex; lysosomal membrane. Gene Ontology annotation, biological process: positive regulation of autophagy; cellular response to amino acid starvation; negative regulation of TORC1 signaling. Bases 192 to 4727 code for a protein of 1511 amino acids. The transcript is spliced from 26 exons. Gene Ontology annotation, molecular function: GTPase activator activity. The record is from RefSeq and is a predicted model, not a curated record.
UUGACUUUUGAGCAGUGUUUGUUUGAGUCAGUGAAAUCUACUAAAAAUAUUGUAAACCGAAAGAAAAUAAACUUGUAUUUUUACUGUGGUUCGUGUGUGUGUUUAAAAAUGAUUAACUGUUUAAAUUAUACAAAAAUAUUUUCUGCUGAUUCGAUAAUAUUUUAAACAUGGGAAAUUAUUAAAAAUCUAUCAUGAAAUCGUUCAAGCUCAUCGUGCAUCAGUCCAGCUUCAGCCCUGUGGAUCUCAUAAUUAACCUAAAGGAUUAUCCAGGGUUGAAAGAAAAAGAUAUUGUAGAAAUUUACCAUCCUGAAAAUGAUUAUCCACGUUUAUUAUUGCAAGUUACAAAAGUGGAUGUGCCUGGAAGAGGACGAGAUACAAUCAGUGUGGAACAGAGCAUCGCGACCACAUUCCAACUUAGGACCUUUGCCGAUGUUUAUGUUAAUAUCGUCAAUGUCACUGAAGUGGCUCUGGACUCAGUGGAGCUCACAUUCAAAGACCAGUACAUGGGCAGAUCUGAAAUGUGGAGGUUGAAAAAUCACUUGGUUAGCACUUGUGUGUAUUUAAACAAAAAGAUUGAAUACUGUGGCGGAGCUAUAAGAUGCCAGGUAUACGAGAUGUGGUCACAAGGAGACCGAGUGGCUUGCGGGGUGAUUACGGAAGACACAAAAAUUGUAUUCAGGUCAUCCACUUCUAUGGUCUAUCUGUUUAUUCAGAUGUCAUCCGAAAUGUGGGAUUUUGACAUACAUGGUGAUUUAUAUUUUGAAAAAGCUGUUAAUGGCUUUCUUGCUGAUCUCUUUGCUAAAUGGAAGAAAAAUGGAAGUAACCAUGAAGUUACCAUAGUACUGUUCUCUAGAACAUUUUAUAAGGCCAAGUCUUUAGAAGAAUUUCCUCAGCAUAUGAAAGAGUGUUUACAAAAAGACUAUAGGGGGAGGUUCUAUGAAGACUUUUACAGAGUGGCAGUACAAAAUGAGAGGUAUGAAGACUGGUCAAAUGUUCUACUGCAGUUACGAAGACUGUUCACAGAUUAUCAAAAGAUAGUUCUACAAUAUCACGAAAGACCCAACAUGGAAAUCCCCACGGCAAUCAAUUCCACUGCUGCCCAAGGGAACUUUUUAGAAGUCCUCAAUAUGAGUUUAAAUGUGUUUGAAAAGCACUAUCUGGACAGAUGUUUCGACAGAACGGGACAGUUGAGCGUGGUCAUAACCCCAGGCGUCGGAGUUUUCGAAGUCGACAGGGAACUGACCAACGUCACCAAGCAACGAAUCAUAGAUAACGGAGUCGGAAGCGACUUGGUUUGCGUCGGCGAACAACCGCUACACGCGGUCCCGCUCCUCAAAUUCCACAACAAAGACAACAACCUCAAUUCCAUAGACGACUACUCUAUGCCCCAUUGGAUCAACUUGUCUUUUUAUUCCACGAACAAAAAGGUCGCAUAUUCAAACUUCAUUCCGAGAAUCAAAUUGCCCCCGCGGAAAAGCCAGGAGCCUCUGAAGAAAAUGUAUGAGGAUGAACGCAAAGGGAAACUGGUGAAGGAAGACGAGUACAUGCACAACUCGAUAUUUGACUACGAUGCGUAUGACGCUCAAGUAUUUCAAUUGCCGCCGGCUCACAGCACUUGUGUACAAAAAGUGAAUAGAACGAAGAAGACGUCUGUGGCAGGCUUGGAGGGAAUAAACAGAAGGAGCCCUCCCGCUUCACACCACAGGAAAAUGUCCGACCCGGACAUACAUCACAGUUUAGGGGACAUGUUGACGAUUAGUGCAAAAUUUUUGGUUCCAGACAAGCCAGCCGCAUACGAUUCCAGCAGCGACGUGCCUGACUCCCCGCUGGCUUCGAACCGGCUAUCCCCGAGGAGUUCUAUCUCGUCACAUAAGCCGGUUAUCCGGACCGGUCGUGCACUGAUCAAUCCGUUCGACCCCUCUCACGUUACUGUCAAACUGACCAGUAACAGACGAAGAUGGACGCAUAUAUUCCCUAAAGGUCCCACGGGAGUGCUGAUACAACAGCACCACUACCAAGCGCGACCUGCCGGAGAACCGACCUCCAGGCCUGACCACCUUCGGGAGCCCAAGGAGAACGGAUCGUCCAUCGGGAACAAUCACCCUAUAUACCAAGUUGAUGAUAUAUUGACAGGUAACGUGAUUGGGCGCAAGCGCAUGAUCAGUACGUCGAACACAGGGGGCGUGUUUGGAGCCGCUUUAGGGCCUCCAUCCACCACUAACAACGCAUCGCUUGCCCUACUGUGGGGCGCGACGGGAGAACAGGAGUGGACGCCCGCCCUUACCACAGGUGUGGACUGGAAAUCACUCACGAUCCCGGCGUGUUUGCCGAUCACGACCGACUAUUUCCCCGACAAGCGAUCGCUGCAGAAUGACUAUCUGGUGUCGGACUACAAUCUGUUGCCUGACGACGUUAACGCCGACUUUGCGCAGAACAGAGCAAUUUACAAAGAGCCGCUCACUACUAUGGAAGUUUUUAAAGAGUUGGUCUCGCAGAGAUUGGCGCAGGGCUUCCAACUGAUUGUCGGCGUGAACGAAAACGACAUGAUCGAGUCGAACUGCCCGUCAUCGGCGGCCCCCCCGCCGUCUAAAGUGGCCCCCCAGUUGAGCAAACCGGCCAACGCGGCCCCCACCAAGAGAUAUCUGCUGUCUAUCGGCAGGAUAUUCCACAAACUGACGCUGGUCGGCUCCACCAUCACUGUGACGAGAUAUAGACCCAGACACCCAUACCCGCCAUUCAACAUCCACUACCGCUACCGCUUCCACGCGCCGAACCACGACACGUACGAAGUGUCGUGGGUCUCGUUCACGACCGAGAAGCUGGAGACCUACAACUGGAACUACAUGGAUCACUACAUCUGCACCAGGGGAGACACAGACUUCGCCUUAGUCGAGGCACUAAAAUACUGGCGAUUCCGCACGCUCCUGUUGCCUCUAUACAACCCGGCCACAAAACAGAUCUUGGAGGACGAGUCGACUCACUGCGACAUCUACCCCACGCCCACCAGGCAGGAUCUUGACCACCUGACUGAGGGCUUCCUAAAGAUGACCGAGUUGUACUUCAAUAAGGUCAAAAGGCCCAACAAGCAGCGGAUGGCGGGCACGGUGGGCGCGGGCGCGGACAACGCGCUAACUCGCCGCCGCCAUUCAACUUCGAUGCUGACUCGGAGCGCCCAGGGCGGCGUGUCGAGUUCGCCGUUCCGGGAACGCGUGGGCAGCACCCGCCUGCCGGACCGGCCGCGGCUCCGGAUCGAGGCCAUGGCUGUAGCAAAAACUGUGCUCGAAAGAACGCAGUCACAGACUGGCGAAUGUGAAGACACUUAUGACGAUGGAGUGAUAGAGCCAAAGCUAAAAGCGAAUUCCACGCUGCCAGAGAUCGUCGAGCGAAUGCGAAGCGUCAACCUUGGCGUUGGAUUCCUACAGCAGACCGUCAGUCUGCCUUCGCACACGUUCGUCUCCAUAUACGCGAUCCACUGGCUACAGGCCAAUAUGGAGGCGAUCACGUAUGAAAAAGCCACAGCUAUUAUGGAGAAACUACUACAAGACAAGAUGAUCUGCCACGCUUCAGGAGACACGACGAAGCGAUUCGUCAUCGGAUAUUACAUGUACCACAUCUUGCCCCAGAAGAAGGACAAAGAGCUGACAGACUACGUGAAACCGCUCGGCGACUUGCAGAGUUUCGAAAACGAGUGGAUGGAAGUGGAAGUGUUAGGUCCUCGCUCGCCGCUGCUCUCGAGCGAUUUAUCGAGCGGCGGUAUCGAUAUAUCGGGAUCGAGUCCGCUGACGGACGACACGGGAGUACCUGCCUUCUUGUGUGACAAUAUCGACCCUAAUUAUAUGCAGGUCGAUGGCGAUAAUGACCUGCCACUGUAUAAGAACACGCACCUAGACAUCGAUGUGAGCAACAAGAGUGACCGCAUCGAGUGGGGUCACGCGCGCUACCAGGCCACUUUCCGCCCGGACCAGGCCUACGAGAUGUGCAUACAGUGGGCCGUCGCUAGCGGGAACAUUGUGUCCGAACUGAUAUUCGGAUGGGCGCGAAAAGCACAGAAUUGCCGCCUCCAAAUGGUGCCUAUCCCGGCCGACCCGCUCGCUCUGCCAUUCACAUCUAAGUCCGACCCCCUUCGAGGGCCCAUCUACGUGCCUUUGAACGAGGAACCCCUACUCAGAAACAAGACUGCUUUAUUUGAAGGUUUCCCUGAAGACACAUGGCUCGAGCGGCUAUUCUUGUUCCAAGAGGCUAUAGUAGGCCGUUUCGGCUUCAUCAAAUGUACCGUAGAGAGCACAUCUCACGCGGCCGGAGUGGGAGACCAUCUAUAUGUCCACGUCACUGGGAACAUGUUUAUACUCAUCCCGACUACGGUCAAGUCGGAACAGAGGGCACUAAGGGCGAAGCCGCCGAACAAACCUUUGAAUGCCAGCAGAUACCCGGUGCAUUCUGAAGCAGCACCCAGUCCUCACGAAGGGUACAUUACUCGCCACGUGAGCGGGAAAAACAAGGACGACUACGAUAACAGCAGGAGGAUGGGCUUCUUAUGGUCGUGGAAUCACAUGAUAUCUAAGAAGUGGAAAUGGUCGCAAACACCUGCUACAGGCGACGAGACUUUCCAAAUGCGAAUGUUGCGCGAUUUCAAACAUUUCUGCGCCAACCAAGAACAAAGACUGAGUCAAUUUUGGGAUCAGUGUUGGGAGUUACAGGAGGCAGCUCAAGGAAUUAAAUCCUGUUAAUUUAUUAAUGUAAUAUAAGUCAAAUAAUUUUAAGUGAAUAAACUUUUUAUAUUUUCAA